This is a messenger RNA of Anopheles funestus (African malaria mosquito), 6381 nucleotides long. Its product is annotated as zinc finger protein 160-like. Bases 1141 to 4722 code for a protein of 1193 amino acids. Gene Ontology annotation, biological process: regulation of transcription by RNA polymerase II. The record is from RefSeq and is a predicted model, not a curated record. NCBI's taxonomy places the organism in Eukaryota, Metazoa, Arthropoda, Insecta, Diptera, Culicidae. The transcript has 3 exons. Gene Ontology annotation, cellular component: nucleus. Gene Ontology annotation, molecular function: DNA-binding transcription factor activity, RNA polymerase II-specific; RNA polymerase II cis-regulatory region sequence-specific DNA binding.
AAGUAAAACAUCUACAACCUGUUUACCGUUUCGGUGCAACAUCUAGUCGUGCAUUAGCGAAAUACAAAGUAAAAUCAAAAAAAUUACAUCCUAACACCUCACUCGCAUUAAGGGAAAUGUUUUAAGUGCUAGACUAGGGUAAUGGAAAUGAAGUGCAAUACGAAUACCACCUAAAAAAAAUAGCUAAAUUUCAUCUCUGCAUUUUCAACUCCAAAUGUUGUGAUUUUGAUUUACUAAAAAACGAAAACAAAAAAUAAAUCGAAACGGUGAUUUGUGCUUAAUACAACAAAAAAAGCCCCAACGGAAAAACGACAAGUUGCGAGUGUAAAUCGAACGAGCGCGAUAGAAUGUAGAGCGAGAACGAUUCUUACCCUGCAGCGUACCAACGAAGAAAACGCAACCAUUUUCUUGCGCAGCAUUUUGAUCUUUUGCAAGCAAAUCUUCAUCUUCACCCUCGACUGCGCGCCCUUCGACGACAGGCGGGGUGGGGCGGGACGGGGGAGGGCAAGAAGUUGAGAUGCAAAUCGGCUUCAACACAACACCGGCCUGUAUAGGUAUACCACUACCAACGAGAAAAACGGAACGAAUUGGAACUCGCCUCCGUACAACGCACACCAUCACAACCGCUCGCAGUUCUUCAAAGAAUGCUUGGUGUGGCAUUGCGAGAAUUACUGCGCGAUGUUUUAAGGCGUCGAUAAAGUUGUGCUAAAACCUGAGCAUUUUAUAUUUGUUUGCUUUGCUCAACGUUAUUUGAAACAAAAGAAUGUCCUUUCGGUAAGACAUUACGCUAGCAACUCAACGAAUGUAGGCAAAACAGAAAAAGAUUGUGGGCAAAAAAGUAACAACCGAACACCCAUCGGACUGUCUUCACACUUGAGGCAAGUUCGGAAAACUCACACAUACAAACCCGUUUGCUGAAGGCGUACCGUUUGCUCUUGAGAAAAAGCGCAGAGAUGUACGCAAAGAAAACGGUAUGAAAGCAGACCGGUUAGUGAACACAACAGCAACAAAAAAUUUCCUCCCAAAUAAUCGAUAACGGCUCAAAAGGAAACAUAUUUUGGAUCCGGAACGUUUUCCUAAAUAUUCAUUAACAAUUGGACUGGAACUACCCCGUGCAACGAAUAGAAAUAAAACAGCAAAAUGAAAGAAGCUCCAAUGAUCGACGCAUUCGAUACGGCGGAUUUUAAUCCGGAACUGAUCCUGUCCAGUGUGUUUCUGGAUCAUGGACUAGAUUUCGUUACCAACAUCGACGAUCUUGGUGACAAUAUCAUUGCUUCCGAUCUGCUGCAGCAGUUGGGCAGUUCGGUAUUCUACACAGAGUCGCCUAUUGCAACGAAUGUCAACGGUGGUGGAAGUGUUGGACUCUGUACCACCACUACACAGCACCAUGCCCAAAAUCAAUUACCACCACAACAACAACAACAGCAGCAGCAGCAGCAUCAUCAACAACAGAUUUUAUCGCAACCAUCACCAGCUCUUCUAUCGGCCAAAGCGCGUAUGACAAUUGAGAAACCCACCGACGAGAUGCGCUACGACACAUUCGGAAGUGAUUAUGCAAAGCCACAACUUGUGCCGGCUGUGCCACUUCCGAUGCCGAUGGUGCAACAAAUUCAACAGCAGCAGCAGCAGCAACAACAAACAGCACCGGUGGCUACACAGCAACAACAACCGUGCAAAUGCGAAUUCUGCGAGUAUCUGCAAGCCAACCGGAUAUCGCUUACCGGCGAUCACUCGUUUCAGUGCGAGUUCUGUGGAGAAGGCUUCUCCAAUCAGACCAGCUUCAAUCGGCAUCGGUGUGGUAGUACGGAUAUACAGAUAUACCGGUGUGAAAACUGUCGUCAGGAGUAUGGCAGCUCCCGUGCCGUUUCUAGCAUUGGUAAUUGUGAGCCAAGGGAUAAAUGCGAUAUCUGCAAUCGGAACAUUGUACAAUCGUUGCCAGAAGAACAGGCCGCCUACGGGCCUGCAAUGGUAGCGGGCAGUUCUUCGAUAUCCUCACAAACUACACCGGCAUCGAUGUCGGAUGUAACGAUCGAUGGAACGGUUUCCCUGCUUGUUACUUCUCCAGAGGUGUCAAACGAAAGCGUCAGUGAUCUCAGCGUUAACGUCCACGUAAGAUCUAUAGUGAACAGUCCCAUCGAGCAGCACGAUCUGAGUAGCAUUGAUCCGUUCGGAUCAGACAGUGAAUGUUUAGGUCAGUUCUUUACUACCGAAGCGUCCUCAACUUCACCCUGUACGGCAAAUACUACCAACAACAUACAGUGUACACCAAUGCCAACGAGUGCCAACAUCGGGAGUCUUCUUCCAGCCACUACGCUGAACCAUCCAGAGUCGGCGAAGACAUACUUUGUGCUAGGAAACGUGGAACAACUGCAACAAUUCCAUGCAGCAGCAGCAGCAGCAGCAGCGUCAUCAGCAACGGCACAACAACAGCAACCCACUAACAAUCUUCCAACACUUCCGAAUAGCUUCCAUCCGCUUCAUCUGCCACCUCCAGGACCUGGAGCUCAUCAGCAACAGCAGCAACAGCUACCUCUCUCACUGCAGCACACUGUACCGGUUACGACCGCGUCACAUCUGCCCAGUGAGCACGAGGUCACUAGUCUGCAGCAGUACGAUCAGUACGAUGAUGAGGACUACUCGUCCAUGUCCGAAGAUGAAGCUAUUGUUCCAAUAGUAAAUAUAUUGCGCUCUCGUUCGCGACAGUUGCUAAUUGGUGUCUUUCAAUUACAGGAACCCUAUGCCAAAUCACCUAAUCAGGAUCACGCCAAGACGGAACUUCCAAUACAGGAGACAAUCGUUGACACGAGCACCGGCAUCAGUACGGUCAUUCCGUUGCCGCCGUUCGGUUCUGGAGGAUUGCCAAGAGAUGAUGCUUCACUCAGCCGAGCACUGUUGGUGGCGCAUGUCGGUGGUCAGCAUCUGCAGCUGCAGCAACAAUCACAACAACAGCAACACCAUCAUCUCCACUCGUCCAGUGUAUCACAGCUUAAGCCACAUCUGGAUGACGACGAAGAAGGCAAAUGUGACUCCUCAUCUCCAUCCCUUGGUAUAUUCAUCAACAGGUCCUCUGGAGUCUCGGAGAAUGGAGUAGAGAAAGGGUCACAAAAAGCGCAGUCCUCCCUUGCAACCGGUUCCAAUGUGGAUCGGCCGUACAAGUGUCACAUCUGCGAACGUUCGUACCGCAAUCAGAAGAAUCUGAAAUCACAUCUUAAAGUGCACGAAGGCAUUCGGGCGUAUCAAUGUGAGAUUUGUGGUAAGAAUUUCUCCGGCUCGAGCUACCUGGUGAUCCACCGACGGCGUCACACCGGUGAGCGACCAUUUAAAUGUGUCACCUGCGGCAAAGCGUUUGUGGACUCGCGUGCACUAGCGGUGCACGCGCGCUUACACAGCGGCGAACGGCUCAAGUGUGAAAAGUGUGAGAAAACUUUCUCCAGCGUGAGUGCCCUAACCGUGCACAACCGGCUGCACACCGGCAUCCACCCGUACAAAUGCGAACUGUGCGGUAAAACGUUUCCGCAGUACAACAACCUGAAGCACCACAUGAAAAAGCACGAGCAACCGAAUGGUGCGGAAAAUCAGUCACAAGUUUCAGCGACGAACUCCCCAUGUGCGCCGGCAAUGUCGAACGGGGUAAGCACAACGAGCGGUUCCGGCACUGUGUCGGGCCGGUUACGAUCGCCGCCCGAAACGAAACUUCACGGUGCCGCACAUAUGGUGGCAAGUUCGACCACCGGAUCACCGUUCGAGUACAAAUGCCACAUCUGCAGCAAGCUGUACAAAUCCGCUGACGAUCUGCAGGAGCAUCUGUCCCAGCACGGCAAAGAUCGUCCGAAUCAGUGCGAGUUUUGUUCGAAGGUGUUUCCCCGCUCGUCCCAUCUCAUCAUUCACCGGCGGCGGCAUACGGGCGAGCGACCCUUCAAAUGCAAAUACUGCGACAAAGCGUUCGUCGACUCGCGGGCGCUCUCCGUCCACACGCGGCUCCACACGGGCGAACGGGUAAAGUGUGAGAUCUGCGAGAAAACGUUCGCCAGUUCCAGCGGGCUCAUAGUGCACCGGCGCAUACACACCGGGGUGCAUCCGUACAAGUGUGACUACUGUGACAAGUCUUUCGCCCAAUCGACGGCACUCAAGUAUCAUCUGAAAAAGCAUGAUACAGCGCUGCUACCCACCACGACGACGCCGGAAAGUGUCGACUCACGGCUUUCAACGCGACCCCAGCACGGUACGGCCGAUCUAGGCCAGUGUUCCGCGUACGGCGAUGAUCCACCGGUGGACGGGAACGAUCGGUACAAGUGCACCGUCUGCAGCAAGGUGUUCCGUUCGUCCGAGUACCUGGUGCGUCAUCGGCGGACGCACAGCGGGGAACGCCCGUACCAGUGUGAGAUUUGUGGCAAAAACUUCUCCACCAUGAGUUACCUGGUGAUCCACCGGCGCCGGCACACGUCCGAACGGCCGUACAAGUGUACUUCCUGCGAGAAAGCAUUCGUCGAUUCGCGCGCACUGCAGGAACACGCCCGGCUACAUACGGGCGAUCGGGUCCGGUGCGAGAUUUGCCAAAAGACCUACUCGAGCGUUAGCAACCUGAUCGUGCACCGGCGCAUCCACAGCGGCAUCCAUCCGUUCGAGUGUGACAGCUGCGGGAAAUCGUUUGCCCAAAAAAAUGCCCUCAAGUAUCACCUCAAGAAGCACAGCAAACAGGAUCAAACAGAGCCAAUCGGUUAGUUCGCGAGGUUGAGAUCUCGUUCCGGUCGAAAACAGUUUCCUUCUGUUUCCACUUACUUUCACGUAGCAGCGAGACGCUGCUGGACGCUGGAAUGUCCAUUCUUACUUAUUUCUCCAAUAUAUUUCUUUAUCACGGCAUUAAGCGAUGUCGUUUGCAUGUCCACAGAGUGCAUGAGUGAAUUCGAUGUACAUCCAAACCAUUUACACAAAGAAACACACAAACAACCCUCAAUACACUACUUCUUCCACAAUUAAAUAAUAGUCACUCAAUACCCUUCAAUCAUUUCACUCCGCCGGUUCUGGUGUUACGUUACGUAGUCGAGUAGUGUGUUAGUAUUGAGGAGCAAAAAAGUAUUGUGUUAGUAUUGAGGAGCAAAAAAACAACUCUUUAACCAGUCAGUUUCUGGCGAUUCGGUUACAACGAAAAAUGUAUAAUUUAGGUAAACGGUUUUAGGGUUGUAAAAUUUAUAUUUUGGAAUAUUUGAAUUUUUUUCAAGUAUCAAAAUAACAAAAAAAAACAAAAAUAAACGACACACUAUCACACAACUCCCUUGCAGCGUUACACCACAAAAAACCAUCAUCAACAUAACAAGCAUCAAUAGCCAUAAGCCAACUACAACUUCAAUACAGAAUAUAUAAAUAUAGAAACAGAAUCAUUGUAAUGUAAUAGUACCGUGUGCAAAUAAUUCCAAGUUUGUAACUUCAACAACCCUCCAACAACAACAACAACAGCAACAUCAACAUGUUCAUCAUAACAAAAAAAACCAACCACAUUUGAUCACCAUACUAUAAUAGCGUACCAAUAGGCGUACAUGCGCAGCAUAAACCAGACCAUCACACCCCAGAAAAAAACAAAACACAACACAGCAUCAGUGAAAUAUAUUACAAUCUCCGUAAGCAAAAAAGAAAAUUCAUACCAGACAGGAAAAACCUCCCCCGGGAUCGAUCCAUACAAAUACAGUUAAAUGUUCGUCAUCACGCCAUGUCUCUGAGUAGGUGCCCGGUUAAGAACGGUAGGCGUUUACCAAAUAUUGUGGAAAUUUUAUUUUUAUCUUUUACUUUGAAAUCAAAAAAACAAAAAAUAAACAAAAGAAAACUCUUUUACUCACUAAAACAACUACAAUUUGGCUCCAAUGAAAGUGAUAGGAGAAAAAAAGAUUUAAUAACGAAAAAGAAAACUAGUGUUUUGUACAGAAAAAUGAAAACAAAAUAAAACGAAAGCCGAAUAGAAAAAUAGGACGAGAAGAUUUAAGACAUACAUGUGCAAAAGAAAAAUCGUUUUUUUAAACAACAACAAAAACUGAUGUGCAAAAAUCGAAAAUAGGUGCGUUUAUGUUGAUAUUUUCCCGCGAAGAAAACAAAAAAAAACAUCAGACAAGAAGGAUAAGACGAAUUUCUUCACGAUGUGCAUGUGUCCUUCCCAAAAGAAGAAAAGAAGGAAAGGGAAUGUGUAGCAAAAAGUAUGGCAUAUAAUAAAAAAACAAACCCAAAAACAAAUGCAAAUGAAAAACUUGUUUCUGUUGUGCUUUAUGUACAUCAUCCAUUAAAGCGGAAAUUCCACCUGUGAUAAAUCAGUGGCUCUUUAGUUUAGUAAAGACAACUAACGGACGCCAUUCGCUUGAAGUGAACGAAGCGUUAAAGCAUCUGCCCAACACCUGU